Marmota monax (woodchuck) is the source of this 926-nucleotide messenger RNA. It is a transcript of the gene Drc12, whose product is annotated as coiled-coil domain containing 153. Lineage: Eukaryota; Metazoa; Chordata; Mammalia; Rodentia; Sciuridae. The transcript is spliced from 6 exons. The record is from RefSeq and is a predicted model, not a curated record. Bases 357 to 866 code for a protein of 169 amino acids.
AAACUGGUUCAGAGAUUUAUUUUCCCUAACAGAGGGUUGGGAGGAAUGACUUCUCUAUAUAGAGCAGCCCUUCCUACUCCAGCCCUGCCUAAGGUUCCCAGGAAACCAAGAAGUAAAGCUUCCAACAAGUGUGAGACAGACUUGAAAACUAGAAUUCUAAAUCACUCAAGUCUCCUGGUUAAGUCUAGGGGUUAGGAAAGCAUUCCUAUGUCUAGAACUAUAAAGUCCCCCCUCCCUCAGGACAGCCAGGACAUGCCACCUAAGACCAAAGAAAAAGGUAGGAAAUCUGGGACACAGAAGAAGAAAAAGAACUUGAGUGUUGGGCAGAUGUGGAGGCCGAGGCCAAGCACAGGCUGAUGGUGCUGGAGAAGGAGCUGCUCCUGGACCACUUGGCUCUGCGGAGGGAUGAGUCCCGUAGAGCCAAGGCUUCCGAAGAGCUGCUGAAGCAGAAGUUGCAAGGGUUAGAGGCAGAACUCAAAGAGGCCCGAAGUGAAGAGAAGGCUAUAUAUGCAGAGAUGAGCCGCCAGCACCAGGCCCUGAAGGAGAAGUUGGAAACCCGCAGCCAUCAGCUAGAAGAGGAAGUAAGGGGUCUUCGGGAGCAGCUAGAAAUGUGCCAGAAGGAGGCUAAGGCUGAAAGGGAAGAGGCUGAGCAAGCCCUCAGAGAGCGGGACCAGACCCUGACUCAGCUUAGGGCCCAGGUGGUGGACAUGGAGGCCAAGUACCAGGAAAUCUUACAUGGCAGCCUGGACCAGCUCUUGGCCAAACUGAGAGCUGUUAAGCCUGACUUGGAUGGGGCCGUGCUGAGACUCCAUGCCAAGCACAAGGAGCAGCUGCGUCAAUUUGGCCUCAACCCUCUGGAUCUUUGAGGCUGCCAGCCUCUACUCUCUGAGGCCCAGUAAUAAAGUGUUUUAAUGUUGAACCCAGCA